This is a messenger RNA of Thermothielavioides terrestris NRRL 8126, 1432 nucleotides long. RefSeq lists its product as uncharacterized. The transcript has a single exon. The coding region runs from base 268 to 1299 and encodes 343 amino acids. NCBI's taxonomy places the organism in Eukaryota, Fungi, Ascomycota, Sordariomycetes, Sordariales, Chaetomiaceae. The record is from RefSeq and is a predicted model, not a curated record.
CUUCCUGACCAAACCCACCAAAAAGAGAAGUCACACCACGGAGCCUGAUCGCCUUCCCCGUUACCAGACCCAGGCAUCCUCCACUUCCAUUCGACCGCAGCGGACACUCCCUAGCACCCUUCUCGGAGCAUAAGCGGCCUUCACAGCGCUGCCGUGCCUGGUAACUUCUUCCACAUUGACAAGCGGCCAUUCCCGCCCUGGCAGGCUUGCACCGACGUGGCUGGGCGACUCGCUUGAGCGAAUCGUGGUGGUGACAACGCCGUCAAGAUGAAGGGGCGUCCCGUCGAGCAGCUCGUUUACGAGUACAUGUUCCCCAAACCUCGGCAGUCGGACCCGCAGAACUUUCAAGCCCUUCUCCAGCGGUAUCUCAUCCUUGAGGUCCGGCAGGAGACGCAUUCAUUCUACGGCCACCUGGACACCCCGGAGGCCAAGUACCCGGGGCUUGACUACACGCACCCGAUCCACCGCAUUCGCCUCAGCCGGUUCCCGUGGCAUCGCCGCCUCUUCCGCGCCUUUGACGGCUUGCGCCUAACCCAUGCCGAGAUCUCGAAUCUGACAAAGUGGGAAGGAACAAAGUGGGCCAAGGAGCGGUUCGAGCGCGAGCAGGGGAUCAAGAUCCGAGACACCACAGCCGAUGGGCUUCCGAACUACGCUGACCCCAACGACCCCUACUCGGCACAGGCCCUUGGCGCACGCUCAGCGGGGACAGAGGACCCUGUAGCAGCUGAGGAAGGGAACGAGGAAGAGGACGAGAACGAGGACGUAGAGGAGGAGGAGAGCGACGAAGAGCUGGAAAGCGUUGGGGAGGACUUGAACGAGCGGCUUCGCCAGCGCGUCGCCAUGCGGAACAUAUCGGGAGACCACUCGAUGCCGCUCGACGAAGAAUGGGAAAACUGGCUGAAGCACGCCAUAGAGUCUGGAGAGCUGCCCCACGUGGCAGAUCAGAUUGCGCGGUUCCCGGGCCCGCAUAACACGCUCACCGCCGACGACAUCUUCCCGCCGCGGAUGAUGGCCGCCGCCAGAGCCGGCCACUGGGAAGAAAUCCCGGACUUCCUUCACGACAUGAUUCGGCAGGCCCUCGAGUCUGGCCGGAGGCCGGCCCAGACAUCAACAAUCACGGGGUUCUCCCCGCGGCCGUCAGUCAGAUACGCGGGUGCCCUGGACACCUUCAACACAGUUGCCGUUUAUGCGCAGGGCCAGCAGGGCAGUCGUCCGGAGUUUCGGCCGCCAGAAGCCAUCGGUCGUCGUGCAGAACAGUCUGGGAACCGACCUCAGCAGACGGCACAGCCAGGUGCAUGAGCUCCUAGCGAGGGGACUGCAGCAUUACAUUCGUGGGCUGCUUCGCCUUGGGCGGCAAGCCUGCGAUUUACCUCAGGUCUAUCAGAACGCCUUGGUUUUUUUGUUAUUCUGUUAUGGACUGGAUCCAGCUUCG